This is a messenger RNA of Penicillium cosmopolitanum, 285 nucleotides long. RefSeq lists its product as uncharacterized. The record is from RefSeq and is a predicted model, not a curated record. Bases 1 to 285 code for a protein of 94 amino acids. Lineage: Eukaryota; Fungi; Ascomycota; Eurotiomycetes; Eurotiales; Aspergillaceae. The transcript is spliced from 2 exons.
AUGAUCCAAUCGGUUUUCGAUACCGCCAAAUAUAAUACUCGGCUCCAUCCAGCUCGAGAGAGUAGCCACUUCGCUUGUGCGAAUGUCGGCCCGAGUAAGAAGUUCGCCCCAAAGAGCAGAAAAACCGGAAACAAAAUGUCACGACCUCAGCCCGAAAUUGGAACCUCGCACCCGAAUGGCGAGAUACCCAACCCUAUCCAUCCCGGCAGCGCAGCCGUUGCCAGUGCGCAUGAACCCAACAUUGGCGUUCCGGGAAUUUGGGAAAUUACAGGAUUCAAGAAGUAA